Messenger RNA from Syngnathoides biaculeatus (alligator pipefish), 4614 nucleotides. It is a transcript of the gene cyld, whose product is annotated as cylindromatosis (turban tumor syndrome), a. Gene Ontology annotation, molecular function: K63-linked deubiquitinase activity; cysteine-type deubiquitinase activity. The transcript has 17 exons. The record is from RefSeq and is a predicted model, not a curated record. Gene Ontology annotation, biological process: necroptotic process; protein K63-linked deubiquitination; positive regulation of extrinsic apoptotic signaling pathway. NCBI's taxonomy places the organism in Eukaryota, Metazoa, Chordata, Actinopteri, Syngnathiformes, Syngnathidae. Gene Ontology annotation, cellular component: cytosol. Bases 418 to 3285 code for a protein of 955 amino acids.
CAAUUAGCAAGCUGCGCCUUGAUGACGUCACAUCACGUUUCAUGAAGUCUUCUAAUGUAAAUAUUAUAACUCAUACGCAGCAACGUAAAUGCAUUUUGAAAUAUAUAUCUUCCCAAAUGCCAUUCUUCUGCCGUAGUUCGCAACGGUCCCUCGUCGACGUGCUCGCUGUCCAGUUUACCUCACUUUAGCCUGAUUACAGUGCAUAGCCGGUUAGGGAGCUGCUAGCACAUUAGCAUUAGCGUCCCGUUUUGGUAAGCAGAGGUGACAACGGUGGCGAUCAGGCUUAAUUUGGGAGACCUCGCGCUGAAUUGAAAUAUGGACAUUGUGACGUGACCCGCCACCUUACAACCUCUCAACUAACUCCGAUUGAAAGACUCCAGUUUCUGUGAUGCUGCCCAUGUUGCCUACAAUGCAGUCAUGAGCUCGGCCCUGUGGAGCCAGGAGAAGCCCAGUGGGGGCUUCAGGGAGGACUGGCGCUUCUACAUGGUGGUGAAGGAGUGCACGGUGGAGAAGCCUCCCCAGAAGACCCUUUGGAUCCCACGUGGCAGCCUGGGCCAAGCGUGCCAGGAGCGCAACAGCCUGGGGCGCACGCUUUCUCCAUGCAAGGGCAAGAAGAGCCUCCACAUUCUUGACCAGACUGUGGUGGUGAGCCUGGACGAGCGCAACAUCCUGGAGGUUGACGAGAAGCUAGCCGAGCUCCUCUUUCCCAUCACCAACUGUGAGGAACGUUACACCCUAUUGUGCAACAAGUCCCGGCUAGAGCGCGUGCGCGACAUUGACUGCGGUUCCAAGGUGCGUGUCCAACUGCGCUCUGGGGAUGAGCCUCUGCCUGGCGUAGUGCGCUUCAAGGGCUCACUGAUGCCUGACAGAGGCCUCUCUGGAAUCCUGUUUGGUGUGGAGUUACUGGAGGAGGGCAGAGGCCAGGGGUUCACAGAGGGCUCAUUCCAGGGCCGUCAACUGUUCCGCUGUGAGGACGAAUGCGGUGUGUUUGUGGCCCUGGACAAGCUGGAGCUGUGGGAUGACGAUGAUGACGACGACAUGGGCGAGCUUGAGGUGGACCACAUCAACAUGGUGGAGGAGGACCAGGACUACCCUCCACUGGAGAUCAACUCAAGGGUCCUGGUGCAGACCCGAGAGGGACCUGAGAGAGGCACCAUCAUUUUUUGUGACGUGCUUCCGGGUAACAAGAGCCCGGGCUACUAUGUGGGUGUUGACAUGGACAAUCCAGUUGGCGAGUGGGACGAAAUGAUUGGCGGGAAACUGCUGUGUAACUUUCCCAGUUUGGAGCACGCUCGACUUGUCCCCAUUUGUGACGUGAUGCCAGAAUAUUCCAUGCAGGACCAAAGGCUGCAAAAGCACACGUUUGCUUCCAGGGGCAGCAACAACGACAAGUCGUCCUCUGGCCAAAGCAAACUGAAGACCAAAGGCUUAGCUCAUCAGUGUGGCAGUAGGAGCAAGUCUGACUUUUACUAUACUUUAAAUGGCAGCUCUGUUGACCCCCCAGUGCAGUCCAAAUCCAAAAGCACAUGGUACAUUGACGAAGUUGGGGAGGACCCAGCAAAGUCUCUCACCGAAACGCCGCCUGACUUCAACCGGUCCUCCCCGCCCAGUAGGGCACCGUCGGCCGCUUCAUUGGCUAGUGACAACAAGUUCCACUCGCUGCCCUUCAGCCUGAACCGCAAGAGCGGACCCAUCGACAACAUGAAUCACGGCCCGCUCUCCCUGUCCGUCCAGUCUGUAAUGGGGGAGCAGGCCGAGGCACCAUUGGCCACCGCCCCCUCUUCAUCGCGGCCUGCAACACCUACCAGAGGACAGCCUGGCCUUGAGGUGGGCUCCCUGGUGGAGGUGAAAGAGAACCCCCCUCUGUGUGGCGUCAUCCGUUGGGUGGGUCUUCCUCCAGGCUUGUUGGAGCCUCUGGCUGGGCUGGAGCUGGAAGAGGAGUGCCCAGGUUGCACCGACGGCACCUUCAAAGGGACUCGCUAUUUCAACUGCCCACCGAAGAAGGCCCUUUUCGUGAAGCUGAAGUGUUGUAGACCUGACUCCCGCUUCCCGUCGCUACACCACUCAGCCAAUCCCAUCGAACGCUGCAACUCUAUCGCUUUCGGGGGCUACUUGAGUGAGAUAGUACACGAGAACACCCCACCCCGUAGCGAGACUGAUGGCCUGGACAUCAUGGUGGGCAAGAAGAAAGGCAUCCAGGGUCACUACAACUCCUGCUACUUAGAUUCAACUCUCUUUUGUCUUUUUUCCUUCAGCUCCGUACUGGACACAGUGUUGCUGAGGCCGCGCUCAAAGACUGACGUGGAGUAUUACCGAGAGACCCAAGAACUGUUACGCACUGAGAUAGUCAACCCCUUGCGCAUACAUGGGUAUGUAUGUGCCACCAAAGUGAUGAAACUCAGGAGGAUCCUGGAGAAAGUUGAAGCUGCCUCUGGCUUCACCUCUGAAGAAAAAGAUCCUGAAGAGUUCCUCAAUAUACUGUUCCAUCACAUACUGCGAGUGGAUCCUUUGCUCAAACUACGGUCAGUGGGGCAGAAAGUGCAGGACUGCUACUUUUACCAGAUCUUCAUGGACAAAAAAGACAAGGUUGGUGUUCCCACAAUCCAGCAGCUACUGGAAUGGUCUUUCAUCAACAGUGACCUCAAGUUUGCCGAGGCUCCCUCCUGCCUUAUCAUACAGAUGCCACGCUUUGGCAAGGACUUCAAAAUGUUCAACAAGAUUUUCCCCUCACUGGAGUUGGACAUCACAGAUCUUCUGGAAGACACUCCCAGGGAAUGUCGCAUCUGCGGAGGCCUGGCUCUCUUCGAGUGCAGAGACUGCUACGAUGAUGGUGACAUCACGGCGGGCAAGAUUAAGCAGUUCUGCGAAAAGUGCAAUACGCAGGUUCACCUUCACCCGAAGAGAAAAAUUCAUCGGCACGGGAAGUUGAGCGUCCCCAAAGAACUACAAGAAGGCGGCGGGCGCCAGGGCACGUUCCCACGCCAGACGAUGGAGCUGUUCGCCGUGCUGUGCAUUGAGACCAGUCACUACGUGGCCUUCGUCAAGUAUGGCAGCGCUGCCUCUGCCUGGGUCUUUUUCGACAGCAUGGCUGACCGAGACGGAGGCCAAAAUGGCUUCAACAUUCCGCAGGUGUCACCGUGCCCCGAGGUUGAGGCCUACCUGAAGAUGACGCCCGAGGAGCUGCAUACGCUCGACCCCAAGAGCAUCCAAGGCCAAGCCCGGCGGCUGCUGUGUGAUGCCUACAUGUGCAUGUACCAGAGCCCCACCAUGAGCCUGUACAAGUAGCCCCCACCUCGACACACAAAUACACUCCGUCCCCUUCAUCGUCAUCCUCCUCCUUCUCCAGCCCCGCGGCAAUUACACCGCGCCCCUCCCUCCCCUAGGGCUGUAGACUUCCCAGAAAGACCCACGUUGACAAAAAUAAACUAAGCAGAAGAAAGGCUUGCCGGGCCUUGUUUGGAGUUAACCCAUCUCCACUCCAAUUAAUUGGGGGGUGGAGGGGAAAGAGUCCGUCGGUAGGUUUUAUUUGCACUGUGCUUUCAUUGAAGUGUUGUGUUCUUCGCGUCAUUCUACGUCGCUUCUCCGUAUCUCAGUCAAGCCUUUGAAAAACUCAAGAAAAAGGAAAAGAUCUAGGUGGAGGUGCGGGGGGCAGAGUUGGAGAAUCAAGUGGGAGGACCCUUUAAAAGAAGAGGAAUCCCACCCGUCUUAAUCAUUGGCAAAGACGGUCGGUAGCACUUCAUAACACCUCAUUAGGGAAAGCGACGUGGUACGCACAACACGUCUCGCUCUCUUGUGUUGUCGGUUUUGUAUUGGCCUCGGUCACAGCUUGUGUGUUGCAGAAACCAAUGUAGCCAUUAGAACCGUCUGACUGCACAUUUACACCCCUAACCUUGUCCCACUCCCUCCACCCUGGGAAAAACUGCACUUUGGCUCUUAGUCCUCUUAAGGUGGAAGUUACAGGGAGAGCUAAUUUAUUGGUUGGGAGGUGUGUGUGCGUGUAUUGUGUGUAUGUGUGUUACAGAAUACAAAUCUGUGCUACCGGGGGGACGCUUCUAACGUGUACAGGAUUUGUCCCGAGCAUCUGUUAGUUUUACGAAACCUUUUUGGGAGUCCGCCCGCCUCACUCGCCGCCUUUCUCCAAGAUGUGACACGCUGCAGAUUAACACAACAAAAGAGAUGUGAUCAAGUAUGAUAUUAUUUAUUUUAAUCAAUGUUUGUCCUUUUUUAAGGAAAUAAAACAGGGUUGGUUGUGAUGAUGAUGUCAGGUUUUCAACUACUGACACACAAGGCUGGUAACCUUGAAGCUAUUGAACAGGAAGCGAUGUAUAUAUUAAUUUUAAGUUAAAAAAAAAAACUCAGUUGCUUUUGAAGGAGAUGCAGAUUCAUGUGUAUUCCAGAAUGUUUUCUUGAUGAGGCUCUUUUUUGGUGGUUUGCACUGUUCCAGGGACUCUUACUGCACUGCUGAGUCCUGCCACUGAUGCCCUUCAUGAGACAUCUUGGGAGCCAGAUGUUUGGUUUUUUUUUUUUCCUCUGUCCAGUGUUCACAAAUGUAACAGGUGAAAUUUGAGGUUGCUGUAUAUUUCAUUAAAUAAAUGCCAUUUUGGAAAGCCGCAA